Molecule: messenger RNA, 1753 nt
Organism: Solanum tuberosum (potato)
Lineage: Eukaryota; Viridiplantae; Streptophyta; Magnoliopsida; Solanales; Solanaceae
Product: protein SLOW GREEN 1, chloroplastic
Exons: 1
Coding region: 145-1107 (320 amino acids)
Molecular function (GO): protein binding
Source: RefSeq, a predicted model, not a curated record
AUCUCACCUACCCUUUUUAGUAAAUUCUUCAAACUCUAAAACCCUACCACACACUGCUAAAACCUUCCCAAAAAAAACACUCGCCGGAGACUUUAGCUUUCGUCCAUCCCCGCCGGAAUCUACCUUUUACCGACGACCAUCACCAUGAACUCCACUUUAACUAUCGGUUCAUCAUCGUUCUUCCACCACUCCACCACUUUCCCCAAUUCACCUUCCCGUUCCUCCAUUUUCACAAUCCCCAAAACUGCUCAUAAGAGCUAUAGCAGAAGAUUCGUCCUUCAGGCCUCCGUCAAUGGCAAUUCUAAGUCGAACCCAUUAAUCUCUACUCUCAAAUCCGCCGGUGUUGCUGUUGUUUUCGCCGCUGUGGCCUUAGGGAAGUUUCCGGUCGGAACCUCAUUUGCAAGAGCUGAAACCCCACCAGCUGCUGUAAUGGAAGAGCAACAGCAAGAAGAAGAAGAGGAAGGUUCACCACUGACCCAGUUCUUAGAAUCCAGUCCUGAAGCUAUUGAAGCCCUAAAAAACCUCCUCCAGGAAAAAUUGGAAUCAGGGGAGGACGAGGAGAGUCUGAAAAUACUGAAGAAGUUGUCGUCUGCUCAGCCGGAGAAUACCGAAUGGAAAUUCUUAACGGCGAGGCUGUUGAACGAAAUGGGGAAGCUUGAAGAUGCAAGGGAAGUUUUCGAAGAGAUUUUAUCAAAAACCCCUCUUUCGUUCGAGGCGUUGUUUGAGAAUGCAUUGUUGAUGGAUAGGUGUGGUGAGGGGGUGAAGGUGAUUCAGAGGUUAGAGGAGGCAUUGAGGUUAGCUGAGGAAGAGAGCAAAGUGAAGGAAAGUAGGGAUAUUCGGUUUAUAAUGGCACAAGUACAGUUCUUGCAGAAGAAUGUUGAGGAAGCAUUGAGGAGCUACGACGAGCUUGAGAAGGAGGACCCUAAAGAUUUCAGGCCAUAUUUCUGCAGAGGAAUGAUUUACAGUUUGCUUGACAGGAAUAAAGAGGCUAGAGAGCAAUUCGCCAAGUAUCGCGAGCUUUCCCCUAAAAAGUUCGAGGUGGAAGGUUAUCUGAGAACAGCUUUGUCCCGGAUGAAACUCUUUGGAACUGAUGAAAAAGAGAGUUGAAUUCGAUGAUAUGUAGUUUAUGGUAGUUCAGAUUCUGAGCUUUUAAGCAGCAAACCAAAGUUUCGAGGAAGGUGGAAGCUUUAACUUGGUAUACAUUACUUAUUCUUGAACUGUGUCUAAUAUAAGAUGAAGAUAGAUUAGACAAUGAAUUAAAAGAAUAAUUGCUAGAGUCUAGCUACAUUCUUGACGGAUUCAUAUAUGUAUCUCGAAUCAGCAGGUGAUUUCUGCUUAGACUCUUGACUUAACAGUUAAAUCAAUUUAUAUUACUUUCCCUUUCAUGGCAUGUUCUUGUGAUUAGCUAGAUGAAGUUUAUUUUUGUAUCUCGUACCGAGGUUUCUUUUUAUCCUUAUGGGAGAGAAAGUCAGCAGGAAAGUUUUGUGCUUUAUCUUGCUUUGCUAAGAUGAGUACACUUUAAUUGAUAUAUGUUGAUGUAUAUGAAACCAAACUUUUAUACCAAGGGUGUGGCCGUUGAUGAAGUUGGAACGAAGACCAUGCAGAACAGAAUUUGAAUUCCAGUAGAGGUAGAAAGUUAUGCGAUUUAUUCCCUCCCGGACAGGAUUACUAGUACAUGUAAUAGUGUAAGGAUGCAGGUAUUGUAGAACAGUGGACGUGUGCACAAGGUGGUUUGGACACCUAUAUUAUCAGG